Messenger RNA from Salvia hispanica, 1078 nucleotides. Its product is annotated as protein FAR-RED ELONGATED HYPOCOTYL 3-like. NCBI's taxonomy places the organism in Eukaryota, Viridiplantae, Streptophyta, Magnoliopsida, Lamiales, Lamiaceae. The record is from RefSeq and is a predicted model, not a curated record.
GAAAAACCCCAACUCUCUCUUUUGCUGGUGCUGCCGGGGCCCCACUUCGCCUCCUCAAAGUCAGCGGCAGCGGCGGCCACGCCAAUCCCUCCGUUAUGGAUCUUGAAGUAGCUAGGAGCUAGUUAUUGAUUGCUCAAGAUUUUGAUGGAUUGUGAGAUAAAUGGUGAUGUAAAUGGUGAGGUAGUUAGAAGUUCUACUGAUUACCAAGGAGGAACAGAUGCGAUUGUCGGGAGUUCUGCUGAUGGGGUGCUCCAUCGUGGACUAGAUAUUAAAGUGGACGAAGAUUCCUCCGAGAUGGAAUUGUUCGAGUUGCAGGAUGUUGAUUGCAACACCCCUACCGAUGAACCAUAUAUCGGCCAAGAGUUUGAGUCUGAAGCUGCAGCACAUGCUUUUUACAACUCGUACGCGACAAGAGUUGGUUUUGUCGUCCGUGUCAGCAAGCUUUCUCGAUCAAGGCGUGAUGGAACUGCCAUUGGCCGGGCACUGGUUUGCAACAGAGAGGGCUUCAGGAUGGGUGAGAAACGGGAGAAGAUGGUACGCCAAAGGGCGGAGACGAGGGUUGGUUGCAGAGCCAUGGUUUUAGUUAGAAAAGGGAGUUUGGGUAAAUGGACCGUUACAAAAUUCGUCAAGGAGCAUAGUCACGCUCUAACUCCCGGUAAGGGCCGUAAGGAUCUCAUUUACGAUCAAUACCCCAACGAGCAUGAUAAAAUUCGGGAACUAUCGCAGCAGCUGGCUACCGAGAAAAAGAAGGUUGCUGCAUACAAAAGGCAUUUGGAAAUGGUAUUCGAACACAUCGAGGAACAGAAUCGAUCUCUCGGAAAUAAGAUCCAUGACAUUAUGAACAGUGUGAGGGAGAUGGAGAGGGAAGAACAACUAGAUACUAGAUUAUGUUGACAAAAUCAUGUUUUACCCAGAAUACAAGGAGAAACAAAACAGUAUCAAGAUUUCUGUUAUAUGAAGUAUAUAGUACUAGUUUGCAUUAAAUUUUUUAGUCCUUCGUACAUUUGCUGUAGGAAUGGUGAUUCAAAGUGUGUAAUUGUGCGCACUAUCAAUUGAAUAUGAAUUAAGAGUUUUUGCA